Messenger RNA from Hippoglossus stenolepis (Pacific halibut), 3191 nucleotides. RefSeq names its product SH3 domain binding glutamate-rich protein (gene sh3bgr). The transcript is spliced from 8 exons. NCBI's taxonomy places the organism in Eukaryota, Metazoa, Chordata, Actinopteri, Pleuronectiformes, Pleuronectidae. The record is from RefSeq and is a predicted model, not a curated record. Gene Ontology annotation, cellular component: cytoplasm. The coding region runs from base 136 to 906 and encodes 256 amino acids.
AGUGUGUGUGUGUGUGUGUGUGUGAGUGAUCUCAGUGCUAUGUCUCUGUCGUGGGUGAGCUCUAAUAAUAGAGGAGGUUGCCUGCUCCUUUAAGAGUCUACUUGUUGCACACUCUCCACAUUAUAAAGUCAAAUAAUGGUGAUCAAAGUUUUCCUCGCCUCUUCAUCGGGAUCCACCGCGAUCAAAAAGAAGCAGCAAGAUGUUGUCGGCUUCCUGGAGGCUCUUAGAGUGGAGUAUGAUCCACUGGACAUCGCCUGCAACGAGGAGAACCGCAUGUGGAUGAGGCAGAACGUCCCAGAGGAGAAGAAGCCAGCCAACGGGAUCCCCCUGCCUCCUCAGAUCUUCAAUGAAGAGAGCUACUGUGGGGACUACGACACCUUCUUCGAUGCCAAGGAGGACAACUCUGUGUUCGCCUUCCUGGGGCUGCCCCCUCCCCCUGGGUCCAAGGAAGCAGCGCAGGCUGACAAGGCGCACAUUGUGACGAACGGGAACCAUGUUGAGGAAAUGAACGGAGACCUUGAGGACACAAUAGAGGUUCCACUGGAGGAGCGUAACGGAGAUGCACACGUUGAGGAGGAGGGGGAGGUAGCGGAAGGAGAGAAUGCAGAUGAUGAAGCCAUGGAAGAGGAAACAGAAGGCGACGAGGCCCCUGCAGACGAGGAGGAGGCAGUGGAAGAAACAGAUGAGGUUACAGAAGUCACACAGGCUCAUGCAGAGGAAGAAGAACAGGACGAAGCUGAUGAUGACAGGGAGGAAGAAGAACUGCGACAGCUUGAGGUAGAUUCCUGUGAUGUGUUUUUGUACCAGCCUCUAGCCUUCCUCAGUUUGUUUUGUCCUUUUUCAAUCCCCCAUCCCUUCCCACCUCCCUGUAAGCUAUUCAGCUUCAUUUUGAGAAUAAAGUCAUAAUCAAGAAGAAAGUAAUUCUAUUAAAAGAAAAGUCAUUAUAUUUAAUAUAAAGUCAUAAAAUUUGAGAAUAAAGUUUUAAUUUAAUUAUAAAAAAGUUUAAUUAAAUGUGUAAAAGGUAAUAAUAUUUCAAGAAAGUCAUCAUAUUUAAAAUAAAGUCAUAUAAUUUUGAGAAUAAAGUUUUGAUUUAAUUUUCUAAAGUAGUAAAAUUGCUCGGACAGUCUAAUUUAAUGAGAAGAAAGUCAUAAUAUUUCCAUAAUAAAGUCGUUAUGCAAUUAGAAAAAGGGCAAUAAGCAGCAAUGAGAACCUGUGCUCUCUUCUGGUUCCAAAAUCUUGAUUUCGUGACAAACUAUGAAUCUCCUUUGAGUAGCACUUAGAUGUAACUAAUGGUAGCCCUGCAGCCGACCACAACCAAACUUUUAUUCCUCCACAAAAGAAUAGACUAAAUUUCCUGCUUCAUCUCUUCAAAGUCCUGAUACUUAUGAUAAUGUGGUGCCGAUGAGCCAAAAUAUUAAGUAUUUUGUUAUUUUUGAAACUUUUACUCAACAACAAGAAUCUCCACAUUCCUUAUUUGAACACAGGUCAUAUCUGAUCUUCUGAUAUCCCUCCUCUAAAAUAACACAUUGCAUUCACAUUCUUAAAAUAUUAUGGCUUUAUUCUCGAAAUCUCAAAAUUGUUUUUACCCUUCAUGUGACCCUGAUUCUUCGUUUUGUGUUACACUGAAGACAUUCCAGAAAAAGUCAUUUCAGAGUUUCCCAUGCCAUCAGGCCAAAAGGGACCAAUCAUAUCUAGAUAAGCAGCAUGGUACAGAAUACAGUACAUGACAACACUGUUGGCCAUAUCAAGAGGUUUUUCUUGUAACCUCUAAGAGUGUGUACUCUUCCCAUGCACUUAUAUAUGCAGUGAUGAUUAAACUAUGACCUUCAGUGAUUGUCAUCGGGAAAUUGGCAGUAUUAAAAAAUAGUAAUGUAAUUGUCCUCAUACUGUUAAGUCCCUUAUUUAUGUUGCAUCAGUUUGACAUUGCCCUGUAUUAGGAGACCUUAUGUCCAUCUACCAGAUCUAUUUAUACAGUCACAUGAGUCAAAAUGCAUGUUAACGUGCACGCACCUACAGGUAUGUCACUUUCUCUGUGGACGGGGGUUAAACAACAUCCCUCUCUCUUUUCAAAUCUUAUUGUUUACCCACCCUUUUUUACAGUGUUACUUUGAUUAAGUCUCUAAAAUUGUUUUGAAAAGAGUGUUCACUCUGUCCAUCAUAAUCCAGAUGUAGAAUAUUGAUAAACCACUGAGGCAGCCUUCAGUUAUAAGGGAGACUACGGACUUCAUUGUGCCUCCGUCCACUUCUGAAACCAGACCUACUGUAUGCACUUGCUUGCAUAUUGUUGUUCAAACAGCACAGAGCUCUGAUGAUGGGGUUAGACUAUUUGGAUUAAGACUCACUUCAGGGACUUUCCACACUUCUCCACACAGCUCUUAUUUAAAUUUAAAAAUAGCAAUUCCAAAAUUAGUUUGAUGUUCCUGCUCUAGCCUUUGGUGAGCAGGUACCAUCAUUUAAAGGUCAUUAAAAUCAGCAUUUGUCUUCGAUGUUUAGCAGGGAGAUUUUUUAAAUUUGAAGAAUUCUUAACAAUGCCAGGUGUGUUUGUUACAGCAGCAGCUCAUCUAGUUCAGGAAGUUGGGCAUCAUAUGGGAUAUCCAUUGUUCUGUUGUGUUUCAGUUCAGAUUGCUUAGUUUUUUCUCUACAUGAAAACCACUUCAUCACUCAGAUGAAGAACUUUAUCACCACCUGUGACUGCAGAGGGCGCUGUUGCUCACUAAAAGUUCCACCCGACCUAACGUGCCCGGGUGGAGCCAGGUUACCUUAGAGAUCACAACUAACCAGAUCAACCUCAGUUAGAAAAAUUGUAUUUAAUAUGCCCGUACUCAGCAUCUUGUUGAAAGGACUCUGCCUCUCAGAGACAUUCCAGCCUCUGCGUGUUCUUCUAUCAUCUUUGCUUCGCUUUGCUUUGCCUUCUUUCCUUUCCAACUCUCCAUCUAUCUUGCCGUUUGUCGUCCUACCUUUCUUGCAGGAGCAAAAAGAAUGAGGCAGUGAGGUAGUUGCUUUGGGAUGUCCUGAGUUUCACUAUCCUCCCUCUUUCUUCUAUCUCUCUGUGUGCUGCAUGGAAUGGUAGUUUUUUCCCUCCAUAGAGAUGCCUGCUGGUGUGCAGCAUGGUGACUGUAACAGAAAUACCCGCCAUACACCGUAGGAUGGAUAUUCUCUUGACUUGACUAAACACCACCUGAUUUAAUCUC